This is a messenger RNA of Stylophora pistillata, 646 nucleotides long. RefSeq names its product keratin-associated protein 4-1-like. Lineage: Eukaryota; Metazoa; Cnidaria; Anthozoa; Scleractinia; Pocilloporidae. The record is from RefSeq and is a predicted model, not a curated record.
AUGGAAUGUGAUGAAAGCAAUUGUGGACAACAAAUUUGCAGGGCUGAUAUUUGUAAUAUGAAAAAUAGUGGGGUCGGGUGUUCAAAACAGCUAUGCGAAAAUGCAAAAGUGUGCACAAUGCAUCUGGGAUGUAGCAACGACGACUGUGAACAAUCUUGCAAGGCCACAACAUGUGAUAUGGAAUGUAGCGGAGACAGGUGUACAAAACAGGCAUGCGAAGAUGCAAAAGUGUGCACAAUGCAUCUGGGAUGUAGCAAAGACGAUUGUGAACAAUCUUGCAAGGCCACAACAUGUGAUAUGAAAUGUAGCGGAGGCAGGUGUACAAAACAGCUAUGCGAAAAUGCAAACGUGUGCACAAUGCAUCUGGGAUGUAGCACAGAGGAUUGUGAACAAUCUUGUAAGGCCACAACAUGUGAUAUGGAAUGUAGCGGAGGCAGGUGUACAAAACAGCUAUGCGAAAAUGCAAAAGUGUGCAAUAUGCAUCUGGGAUGUAGCAGAGGGGAUUGUCAACAAUCUUGCAAGGCCACAACAUGUGAUAUGGAAUGUAGCGGAGGCAGGUGUACAAAACAGCUAUGCGAAGAAGCAAAAGUGUGCAAUAUGCACUGUAACGGGGAUAAUUGUGCACAGACGUGCAGAGCUACCACAU